UUGCUUUGGUUUGUCUUUAUUUGCGGUAAUAACCGCCCAUAGAGAGCUUCAAUUACCUAUUUUCUUUCCUAGGCUAGGCUAUAUUUGUUGUAAUGGCACCCGGGGACUUGGACGGUGACGUCUCGGCCAUGUUGAUAAACGCAGGUGGGGACCGCGAGGAAGGUCGGAUCGGAGCUGAGAAAUAACUGCUGCCGUAGUCUGCGGAAAUCCACAGAAUUCCGUGUUUUAGUAAAGCCGCCAUGCAUGCCAUACCAUCGGUUGUGUCGAAGUGUGUUUCAUCCUAGGCUUACAUACAUACAUGCAUACACGGAUUAUUCCAUCGUUUUUAACAGAUGAACAAAAGCACUAACCCAUAGCAGCCUCCAAAACGACCAAAUUCUGCACCAAAGUUUACGAAUUCCCCCUGGUCCUGGACAGUGAAUUUGCAGGACACCACUUAGGGAAAAGGCGUCCCAUUUUCAUUAUGGUAAAUCCACAAUUUACCAUUGUGAAUUGGGAGGACGGUAAAAUAUUUCACCAUAUUUUAAGCAUGGUAAAAUCUACAUUCACCAAUGACACCACAGUGAGCAUGCUUAACUCUGAUUAAACCAUAAUCAUUAUAUAUUGAAUAAUUAAUUUUAGUUCAUCAUGUUGUGAAUACCAUGAAUACAGUGGCCAUAAAAAAACCCUCCCUCUGUCACAGGGUGAUUCAUUCAAUCAAUAUAUCACUCCAAUCUGUCAAUAAGAGGAGACGCCGUUUAGAGUAUGAUAAAUAACAUAAUUACACUGAAACAAAUUGUGGGUUUUCCCCAGGCCAGAAAGUAGAACUAGUUUCUCAGUUACUUUCACUGAAUGACGUGUGAUUUAGCUGACUGCAGGUCUAAAAUUGAGGUGUAUAUAAGGGUGCCCUCAGUGUAAAAUUUGACAGCAUCGGUAUUAGACUAGUAUAACAACUUUGGCCAUUUUAUUCAUUGAACUAUUCUUGAGACAGCUAGUGGAAACAGAUAUUUCUAUUCAGUUUUGAUAUCGUGAUUUACGCCAAUUGUCCGAAAAUCUCGUAAUGGCUUGGCGUGCAAGACCAGUUCCUGCCCUCAGACUGGCUUACAAGACCUCAGUCGAUCGGCUUGCAGUUGAUCAGAACAUUGCCACCAAUAAACCUGCAACACUCCUGGUGGUACCCUCAGCUGAGUCAAAUGCUCAACUGGAUUUGCCUCCACAUGUCGUUCCAUAUCAUGGCACUUGGUUCAAGUGUCAGAUAUGUAAUCUGACAUUGAAUUCUGUGCUCAUGAUGAGAGAACAUGCUGGUGGUAAGCGCCAUCUGAGGACUGUGAUAUUGGCUGGGCUAAGGAAACACAGGUCUGAGCUGCUGAAAGACAAGUGUGGUAUAAAAGUGGUUUGUGAAAACCAGGAGAAAUCCACUGGUGGUGUCAUCGACCUCACUGUGAACAUUGAGAAGGGGAAAAAAACCAGUGUGCCUGUCACUGUACGUAACACCGAAAAAACUGAUCUUUACCUCUACAACAUGGCAUUUCUGAAGGAUCGGCCAUUCUACAAACUUGUUAGCACGGAAAAACCAACUCCUUUGAUGCCUAGAAUAGUGAUUGCACCAGGUGCCGAAUUUAGUUUCGAAGUAAAGGGGGCGCUUAAGAGAAUAGGUCGCUACAAUACCACCCUGGUGUUACGGUUCAGGAGAGCAGCCCAGCCGGUUGAUAUUCAUAUCCUACGGGAUAUCCGUACGAGAGUUGUGAAUUCCAUAGUGCUGGAGAGUGAUCCUACAGAGAAGUAUAUCCCCUCAAGCCGAGUGAGUUAUAUUCCAGCGAACCUUGAAGUCAUUGAUGGAACGAGACCAAAAAUUGGUAGAAGAGAUACACUGGAGAAGAAGCUGGAGCUAAAGAACUACGCCAUCCCUAAAGCUCUGAGAGCAGCCGUGAAUCAUGGCCUCCCAGUCAAAUAUAAGGACCAGAGUGUUGUGGUGGAAGCAAAUCGGAUAAGACUUCUGAUGGAGAGGAAAAAUCCCGAAGAAAGUUUCAAGGAGUAUCAUUCCCACCACUCUACACUCCUUCACAUGGAAGAGCUCCAGAUGGAAGUGGACAUCAGGACUUAUGACAUGACUGGCAUCACUAUGACAAGGAAUGGCAAACUCCUUGAACUAAGGGUUCCUGGCCUAGCUGAAAACCGACCGUCCGUUCUGCGUGGAGAUCACAUCCUUGUGCGAAUUCUUGGCAGUAAUGGUGUACCAGAGGACACUGAGUACAGGGGAUAUGUGCAUGUCGUUCAACUGGAAAGUGUUUUGUUAGGCUUCAGUAACAAGUUGUUGUCGAAGUUCAUCGAUAAUAUGAAGUUCAAUGUCCGAUUCACUUUCAACCGCCUCCCGUUAAAGCUGCAGCACAGGUCAACCGAGCUGGCUUUUGAGCUGAACUUGAAGGAUUUGAUCUUUCCUCAACGUAAUACCGUGUGUCGAUGGGGAACUAUCACGGAUCCAGACCGGAAAUUAAGCUUCUGUGACAAGAACAUUGAAAGGAAUAAUGAGCAAGCGACUGCUGUGCGACACAUUGUGGCCGGUUCAUCCCGUCCAGCACCGUAUCUGAUCUUUGGUCCCCCGGGAACGGGCAAGACAGUCACUGUGGUUGAGUCGAUCAAACAGGUUCUCCGCUGCAAUCCAAAGGCUCAUAUUCUUGCCUGUGCUCCUUCGAACAGUGCAGCAGACUUGAUCACCCAGAGAGUCGCCAAAGAAGGUCAAAUUAGGAAGGAUAUCUUCCGAAUGCAUGCCGCUUCGAGAAAUUGGAAAGACGUUCCUGAGGAUAUCAAAGACAUUUCAAACUAUGACAAAGCGGAUGGUGAUUACUAUUUUCCUUCGAUAGAUGAGAUUUGUAAGAAGAAGGUUGUUGUGACAACAAUGGUGACUGCAGGAAGACUAGCCACUGCCAGUUUCCCUCCGAAUCAUUUCACGCAUGUCUUCAUCGACGAAGCGGGUCAUGCCUUCGAGUCGGAGGCUAUCAUACCGAUCGCUGGCAUCCUGGAGUGCGACAAAAUGAUGAACAAAGAUGGCGCACAACUCGUAUUGGCGGGAGAUCCUAAACAACUUGGUCCUAUUGUCAGAUCACCUUUUGCGAAAGCGUUUGGAUUAGAUAUCUCCCUCUUGGAGAGGUUGAUGGAAACAAGUGAACCGUACGGGCGUCGACCUCAAGAAGCUUGCCACUAUGACCCACGCCUUAUCACCAAGUUGGUCGAUAACUACAGAUCUCAUCCGGCAAUCCUUGAAUUACCGAACAGGCUAUUCUACGAUGGUGAACUGAACGUCUGUGCCGACAAAUUAAUCCGUGAAUCUCUGUGUAAGUGGGACGAACUUCCAAAGAAGGACUUUCCCAUAAUUUUCCAUGGCAUUGUUGGUGGAGAAAAGCGCGAGGGCAGAAGUCCAUCCUUCUUCAAUCCGGAGGAGAUUUCUGUUGUCCAUGAUUAUAUUGUGAAGUUGCUGACGGACAGGAAGAUCAUGAAGUUGAAGGAGACAGAUAUUGGGGUUAUUGCUCCCUAUCGCCAACAGGUUGUAAAGAUCAGGAAGGCCUUGCAAAAAAGGAACUACAAGGACAUCAAGGUCGGCUCAGUGGAAGAAUUCCAGGGUCAGGAAAGGAAGGUCGUCAUUAUAUCAGCUGUUAGAAGUAGCGCAGAGUAUCUUGAGGAGGACGCAAAGUUUAAACUUGGCUUCUUGGCAAAUAAGAAGAAAUACAAUGUUGCAACGACGCGUGCGAAAUCGUUGAUGAUUGUGGUUGGAAAUCCUGAAAUCCUGCAGCUCGACCCUGAGAACUGCUGGAACCAGCUGAUUGAUUUCUGCCAGAUAAAUGGUGCCUACAAGGGAUAUGAGUACACACCACUGGACACUGAGGUAGAUGAGCUGAGGAAAGCCCUGUCUGAACUCAAACUUGACUUUAGCUCAGGCGUUCCAGAGAUGUCGAUGUCAGGAGUCCAGAAUCAGGUGCAUCCAGAAUGGAGGAGCUCGGAUCGUACUUAGCUCUCGGAUUGCCCUUAGCUCUCGGAUUAAUGGAGAGGAGUUAUGCAAUAGUCCAGUUCAUGGUGGUGCAGACUGACUUAACAAUGAAUACACGUGCCUUCUUCAGUACAUUCCAAUGCCAUGAGACAGACAAGCACGAGUCAACUCGUCUUGCAUAUAUCCAGUGGCCCUACACCCUCCGCUUCGACUUCGGGCAUUGGUGCUGAUGUUGCUGCUUGACGAUGUCAUGUUACAUCAUCAUGUGUCGUAGAAGUCUGUGUCAUGCAUGAAAAUCCUCCUGAAAUUUUGUUUUGACUAGAAUUGUUUUUAGACUUCAAAUGAUCCACCCCAAGGCAAAAAAAGGUUGUUUCAAAAUGUUUAAAGAUCAGAUUAAAAGAUAUAGUUUUGCCAUCUUCGACGGUUUUUCAGAUUGUUUUUGGGGUGGCCACUCACAUCUAUGCUGUGUGUACAAAAAAGGGCCGGAUGUGAAAAAUUGGUCAAAUCGGGGAAACUAUGGGUUUUGUCUAUAGGAGCUUGUGAUUCUAUAACUGUUGGAAGUGCUGUGUGCUGGUUGUUUAUGCUGUGUGGUCUAAUUGUUUACUACUGUGAAUCGCCAAAUUUUGCAAAAAAUCUCAUUUUCGAAAAUAGUAAUCGUGAAAAAUGUUUUUUGAUCAGAAAAAGUGAAAGAAAUUAUGUAAUCUGGUGAAAUUAGAAUCGUGAGGAUAUUAUCUUUUUCAGAAUUGUUCUCAAAAAUUGAAAAUUGCAAAAAUUCGGUGGUUCAGAGUAGUCCUUGCUUUUUCAUGUUUACGCAAUGAAUGCAGUAUCUGUUAUCAAAGUUAAAUUAAAUUUUUCUGUAUUUUUGCUGAAUCCAUUAUAGCGUCAGUUCCGCAAGUUGCAUGUGAGGUUAUUCUAAUUUGUGCAUGUGUUAAACUGUAAAAUCAUUCUUAUAAUCGUUAUACAUAGAUUUUGUUGUUCUGGAUUGUUUUGCCUCGGAACAUUUUGUUUACAGGCCCCUUAGAACCAAAUUUGAACAUUUCAGUUCCUCCCAAGACUGGGCCUAUUGUUCUGUGAGCCUAAUCCCUGAACAUGUGGUAUCAGCUCUCGGACAAUGGGCGGGUAAGGUCAAACGAUGGACAGCACGUGAUAUGACCAACACUGGUCAAACAAAACUGUCGUUGUGACGGCUGAAAUAUUUGUCACACAAGGGGA
Lineus longissimus is the source of this 5173-nucleotide messenger RNA. RefSeq names its product putative helicase MOV-10. The record is from RefSeq and is a predicted model, not a curated record. The transcript is spliced from 17 exons. Gene Ontology annotation, cellular component: cytosol; P granule. Lineage: Eukaryota; Metazoa; Nemertea; Pilidiophora; Heteronemertea; Lineidae. Gene Ontology annotation, biological process: regulatory ncRNA-mediated post-transcriptional gene silencing. The coding region runs from base 1040 to 3985 and encodes 981 amino acids. Gene Ontology annotation, molecular function: RNA binding; 5'-3' RNA helicase activity.